GCGCGGCCUCGGGUGCGGGAUCAACGCCCUCCCCGACGACGUCCGCCUCGCACCUGAGCGCUGGCCAUUCUCUGGAACACUGGCCGGCGUCCCCGUACCUGGGCCCCGGAGCGCUGGGCCCACAUGACAGAGGCUGGAGCGCUGGCUGCCAGCCGGCGGACAGGUGGCUCGUUCCGUAACCGACCUGCGCUUGCGAUUCCACCCGAGCCCGUCGCCUUCCUUGCUUGAAAUGCCCCCGCCUCCUCCUCGGCGCCCAAACGAAACCGCCUCGCAACGAACACCUUCUGCUCUGCUCUCUCCCCUAUCCACCGCCUCCCUCCUCGCAACGGAGCCCACUCCCUCGCCGCCGUCCGCCUCCGCCCCGGCCGCAGCAGCAGCACCAGGCGACCAGCGCCGGCGAUGGAGCUGCUCCCCGACCGUGCGCACGUGCGGCUGCGGAGCCCCGCGCACGGGACGUACCUGUACGCCGACGAGGACGGGGUGGGCGUCUCGCUGAGGUCGCGCCGCGCCUCGCUGAGCACGGUCUGGGCGGUGCACCGGGUGGAGCGCAGCGGCAACAGCUUCGUCCUCCUGCACAGCGCCGCCUACGGCCGCUACCUCGCGUCCUCACCGGAGUACAUCAACUACGCACCAGACGGAGUCGACGGAGUCGUGCAGUGCUGCUACUUCAAUGACCUAGACCAGCAAGACAUCCUCUGGGAGGCCGUCGGGUACCGGGGCGACGCCCUAUUCCUCCACAACCCCGAGAACCGCAGAUGGUCACGGCUUUGGGCGGUCGAGGCCGUCCCCGCUAGGGUGGGACCGCCACUUCUUCCACCGCCGACUCCGAAUCCCAUGCUGCUGCGCCGCAUGAUCCUGUACAUGAAAGCAGACGAAUACGGGAAUAUUGACUAUGAGAGCACCAAGCUCUUAGUCUUCGAGGGCCAUUCAGUGUCCCGCCUCAGGGACGAGUUGGCAUUCCUGCUGGAGGAGUGGCACGCUGUUAGAAUUACUAUGUGCGUGUGGGCAGGCUCUCACGGGCGGCUGACCCCUCUGGUCGUCGACCUGCCUCUCAAUAACCAAACUGUGGAGAUUGUUGUUUAUGAGAGCUGGUCCAGAGCCCAAGGGCUACAGUACCCAAACGUCGACGCCCCGUAGAGGAAUAGCAGAGUCAAGACUUCUGACAACAAAACCAGACUUGACAAUCAAAACAUCAAUGCUUCGGAAACAAUGAGUUGAGAAU
Panicum hallii is the source of this 1222-nucleotide messenger RNA. RefSeq lists its product as uncharacterized. Bases 400 to 1137 code for a protein of 245 amino acids. The record is from RefSeq and is a predicted model, not a curated record. The transcript is spliced from 3 exons. Lineage: Eukaryota; Viridiplantae; Streptophyta; Magnoliopsida; Poales; Poaceae.